Messenger RNA from Eucalyptus grandis, 1575 nucleotides. RefSeq names its product receptor-like protein EIX2. NCBI's taxonomy places the organism in Eukaryota, Viridiplantae, Streptophyta, Magnoliopsida, Myrtales, Myrtaceae. The transcript is spliced from 5 exons. Gene Ontology annotation, molecular function: protein binding. The record is from RefSeq and is a predicted model, not a curated record. The coding region runs from base 1 to 1575 and encodes 524 amino acids.
AUGAGUGGUUUUUUGCUCGACCAAGACUCAAACCCAAGCCGAGACUCUUUCCAAAUGAAAAAUGACCCACGCGACAGCCAAACGAAGGACGGUCGGGGCCGGAGUUCGUGUAAGCCGGACGGCCACGAUCUCCAGCCCGGCAUACCCAAGAACAGGGUCGAAGCUUACCGGAGCCUUAGCGCUGGAAAGGAGACCCGGCAGCGGGUCGUUGGCCGCGAUGCUGGCGUGGUGGCCGGCAGCGAGAAGCCCGAUCAACGGAGGUGUUUCGGGCACCGGUUCUGGGCAGGCCGACCAGGCCUCCCCUUGGCUGCUCUGCGGAGGGUGUCCGUGCGCAGAGGUGCAGGAGAGGAAGAAGGAAGGAAGGGGGAAACGGAGAAGCGGCCUGACCCAGACGAAGGGGAAAGAAAAGGGGCUGGGUUGGAAGUCCUCGAUCUCAAUAGUUAUUAUUACAUGGGUGAUGUUGAUGACAUUCAGUGGGUUUACAUGGGUGAUGUUGAUGACAUUCAGUGGGUUUCCCAUCUUCAAGCAUUAAAGUACCUUGACAUGAGCGGCCUGCAUAUUGCUAAAUAUGGAGACCCCAUGCGGGUGAUCAGGAAUAUUCCAGAGGCAUUAGGAGGAUUGCAAGGCUUACAGUCUUUAGAUCUUAGUAACAAUCUUCUAAAUGGCACCAUUCCACAUAGUCUCGGGCAACUUCAAAAUCUUGAUAGGUUAGAUCUUUCAAGAAAUUCCUUGAGAGGAAUAGUUUCCGAAAUCCACUUUGCCAACCUCUCGAAGCUAGAGUACUUAGAUAUCAACAACAACUAUUUAGCUUUCAAGGUGGAUUCCAAUUGGAUACCGCCUUUCAAUUUGUCUUACAUUGGGAUGAUGUCUUGCGAUUUCAAAAAGGAAUUUCCACAAUGGAUAAAAACGCAAGUCAAUGUAGAAGAGAUAGUGUUGUCCAACUCAUCCAUCAUAGGAGCUCUCCCUGAUUGGCUAGGUCUCAUGUCAAUCAACUACUUGCAUCUCUCUUACAACCAAAUAAAUGGAUUUCUGCCAAAAUUUCCUUCUUAUCUGCAAAUGUUAGAUCUCUCUCACAACUUAAUUGCAGAACCUAUUCCGCAAGAUAUUGGCCUAGCGGUGCCUCAUAUGACUUCCUUGAAAUUGAACGAUAACCUCUUAAGCGGUCCAAUACCAACCUCAUUAUGCAAGAUGGAACUUCUGUAUGAGUUGCACCUUGCAAGGAAUGAAUUAGUUGGCAAAAUCCCUGAUUGUUGGAAGGUGCAUCCUAUGAAGAUUUUCCUUGAUCUAUCAUCCAACAAGUUGUCUGGAGUCAUACCAAGUUCUUUGGGAAAUCUAACUGGGCUUGGGUCAAUAUACUUGAGCAACAACAGUCUCCAAGGAGAAAUUCCUGUGACUAUGAACUAUUGCGGGAACUUGCUAGUUUUGGAUCUUGGUAUGAAACUGCCCAAAAACGUAGAUGAAGGCAAUGCACUUUCCCCUGCUUAUGAGGCUGAACCUUCCGUGAAUGACUCGAUGCUGCUGGCCUUGGUCGAAAUUUUGGAAGAGACGCAUGUGGAGCAGGUCAUGAAGGGAUAG